AUGGAUUACUCUCAAGCCUUGGGAGCUUAUGAAGGCAAUCCAGAUGAAUUCACUCAUGGCAACGACAUGCUAAUCCAUCGGGGUCCAGAAUGGGCUUCCUUAAUGGAUCCCUCAUGGUUGCCAUUACGGAGCCCUGAUGGUAUCCAUCAUAGAUCCCUCAUGUCCGGAGAUAUCGAACAAUCGACAGUAUUCUAUAGUUUCGUGGUGAAAGUGCAAAUCAUUAAAUUUUGCGGCAAUCUAUGGAAAUUCACCACAUACAAAUCACCAUAUACGGAUCAAAUGACCGAAAAUAUCCAGAACUUUAUAGACAUGUUUAAAUUAUUUUUUAGGCAAUUUAUGGAUAUUUAUGGCAAGUAACCAUAAAUCGCCAGAGUCGGAUUAGGGCAACUAGAGUCCCAGCGUUGUACAUUUUUUGGUGCCCCCC
Messenger RNA from Belonocnema kinseyi, 424 nucleotides. RefSeq lists its product as uncharacterized. The record is from RefSeq and is a predicted model, not a curated record. Lineage: Eukaryota; Metazoa; Arthropoda; Insecta; Hymenoptera; Cynipidae. The transcript has 4 exons. The coding region runs from base 1 to 357 and encodes 118 amino acids.